This is a messenger RNA of Botrytis porri, 1989 nucleotides long. RefSeq lists its product as uncharacterized. NCBI's taxonomy places the organism in Eukaryota, Fungi, Ascomycota, Leotiomycetes, Helotiales, Sclerotiniaceae. Bases 832 to 1965 code for a protein of 377 amino acids. The transcript is spliced from 3 exons. The record is from RefSeq and is a predicted model, not a curated record. Gene Ontology annotation, molecular function: asparaginase activity.
GUUCCGGAUUCUCACUGAAGCUCGUAGGAAUGAACAUGACCCCAACUAUGGUCGUUUUCUCAAAAUGAUAAGAUGUCGAUGACGUCUGGGAAAGUCAAUUAGAAACCCGGCAAGUUUGCUGUUAUCACAAGAGAUUGAGGAUUAUCCACAUCUUUCCAUUCUUUUGCCUCAUCCAUCCCCAGAUGUAAAGUUUGGAUGAUCGUGUCUGAUCGUACACUGUCGAAGAAGCGAGAUCAAUGCGUGCAAUGGGGCAGCGAUGACGAACAGCCUGAAUAUCAAGGUUGAAAAGGAUACCGCCCCGCCCAGCAUCAUGGAUUGUGCGCCGGAUAUUUUAGGGACGUCCGAGAUCCGAUAGGGAAAAUUGACUUGGCAAGGUUAUUCGUCGGUAGUCGAAUGAGAUGUUGGCUUGUCCCCUGAAAAUGCCCUCUCCGCUAGUCAUUAGACUAUCUACCCGCAUUCCAUUGUUCCACUCUCCUUCGUUCUCCCUGAACAUCAGGACCAGGUACCAACCCCACGAUUUAUACGAUGAGCUUUUUUUUCUACGACCGAGAGUCAAUUCGUAUCCCAGCGAUAUCGGUUGGAUAAUAAUCAGACAUAUGAUUUGAUAAUGUUAUUGGCAUUGGAGGAUUAGUUUGAUAAAGAUAAACACUCGGUGGCUAAGUCUAGCAAUGACGCACUAAACUAUCAUGUAAAAUACUUGGUGGCCAGUAAAAAGAUUCUACCCGGUGAGAUAUCGUGAUGUAUUGGCGAUGAGUAUAAAGAGAUCAUGGUUUUCCUUUUGUAAUCAGUACCUCGCCUUUCCACAUCCAGAAGAACAUCCUCCAAUUCAUCAUGUUCUCAUGUUUCUUGUCUGUUACUGCUCUCGCAGCAUUUGCUUCUGCUUUCCCAGUGGUUUAUCAGCGUGAUACAAGUCCAUUUGUCUUCACCAACUCCAAUGGACUUAAUUUCACUCAGAUGAAUGCAAGCCUGCCAAAUAUCACUGUUUUCGCAACUGGUGGUACCAUUGCAGGCUCUAGCAACAGUAACACAGCAACGACUGGAUAUACUGCAGGUGCCGUGGGAAUUCUAACUCUCCUCGACGCAGUUCCAGAAGUCCUCAACGUCUCCAACGUUGCUGGAGUACAAAUCUCGAACGUUGGCAGUGAAGAUGUGACCUCCAGCAUUCUCCUCGACCUCUCAAAGCAAAUCAACGAGGUAAUUUGCAAAGAUGAUACCAUGAGUGGUGCAGUCAUUACCCACGGUACAGAUACAUUAGAAGAGACCGCCUUCUUCAUGGAUGCUACUGUCAACUGCGGCAAACCAGUUGUCAUCGUCGGAUCCAUGCGUCCCUCCACCGCCAUUUCAGCAGAUGGACCUUUCAAUCUUCUCGAAGCCAUUACGGUGGGUGUUAGUCCCAAGGCAGUUGGUCGCGGAGCUUUGGUCGUUCUGAAUGAUCGUAUUGUUUCCGCAUAUUAUGUUACCAAGACAAAUGCCAAUACUAUGGACACAUUCAAGGCCAUCGAGAUGGGCAACUUGGGUACUCUCAUCUCAAAUACUCCUUAUUUCUUCUACCCACCAGUUGAACCUACUGGAAAGAUUGCAUACGAUAUCUCAAAUGUAACCGAGAUUCCUCGAGUGGAUAUCUUGUUCGCAAAUCAAGAUAUGCAUAACGAUACCCUCUACAAUGCUGUUUCUAGCGGUGCCAAGGGCAUAGUUAUUGCCGGUGCCGGUGCAGGAGGUGUGAGCACAUCCUUCAACUACGCCAUGGAAGAUGUAAUAAACAGAUUAAAUAUCCCCAUCGUCCAAAGUACUCGUGCUCCAAAUGGAGAAGUUCCUCUUUCUGAUGUCAGCAGUGAGACAGCCUUGCAUAUCGCAUCCGGAUACUUGAACCCUCAGAAGUCGAAGGUUUUGCUCGGCAUCUUGUUGGCAUUGGAGAAAAACGCUACUGAGAUCAGUGAGGCUUUCGCAGGAAGUGCUGUUGCUUGAUUUCUUUAUUUAGAUAAAAACGAU